AAUCUUCAGGUUGUGUUUAACAAACGUCUGGCAAAUCAUUUCUCCUUAACACCUCUCACCUGAUAAAUGUGGUCAAGAAAAAAACGCAGAACCCUGGCAUGGUCGACGGGAGCCGAUGGAAGACGUGCUGGCGUACUGGCCCCACGUUCAUCACCUGUGCCGUGUAUGGAAGGUGCUGCCUCUGGCGAGGCCCAGCCGCCAUGGACUCGGCUGAAUUCCGAAGGAGGGGCAAGGAGAUGGUGGACUUUGUGGCCGACUACCUGGAAGGCAUCGAGGGGCGCCAGGUGUACCCGGAUGUGGAGCCCGGCUACCUGCGGCCCCUCAUCCCCACCACUGCACCCGAGGAGCCAGACACGUUUGAGGACAUCAUCAGUGACGUGGAGAAGAUAAUCAUGCCGGGGGUGACCCACUGGCACAGCCCCUUCUUCUUCGCCUACUUCCCCUCGGCCAACUCCUACCCGGCGCUGCUCGCAGACAUCCUGUGUGGGGCCAUCGGCUGCAUCGGCUUCUCCUGGGCUGCAAGUCCGGCGUGCACGGAGCUGGAGACGGUGAUGAUGGACUGGCUGGGGAAGAUGCUGAAGCUGCCGGAGGCCUUUCUGGCCGGGCAAGUGGGAGAAGGGGGCGGGGUGAUCCAGGGAAGCGCCAGUGAGGCCACUCUGGUGGCCCUGCUGGCCGCUCGGACCAAAGUGACCCGCCGCCUGCAGGCCGCGUCCCCAGGACUGACGCAGGGCGCCAUCAUGGAGAAGCUGGUGGCCUACUCCUCUGAUCAAGCACACUCCUCGGUGGAAAGAGCUGGAUUAAUUGGAGGAGUGAAAUUAAAAGCGAUCCCUUCGGAUGGCAAGUUUGCCAUGCGCGCGUCGGCCCUGCAGGAGGCCCUGGAGAGAGACAAGGCGGAGGGCCUGAUUCCUUUCUUCGUGGUGGCCACACUGGGGACCACGUCCUGCUGCUCAUUCGACAAUCUGUUAGAAGUGGGUCCUAUCUGUAACAAGGAGGACAUGUGGCUGCAUAUCGACGCUGCCUACGCGGGCAGCUCCUUCAUCUGCCCGGAGUUCCGGCAUCUUCUGAACGGAGUAGAGUUUGCAGAUUCGUUUAACUUCAAUCCCCACAAAUGGCUGUUGGUGAACUUUGACUGCUCUGCCAUGUGGGUGAAAAAGAGGACGGACCUGAUAGGAGCCUUUAAACUGGACCCUCUCUACCUAAAGCACAACCAUCAGGACUCAGGGCUCAUCACCGACUACAGGCACUGGCAGCUGCCCCUGGGCCGGAGAUUCCGCUCCUUGAAGAUGUGGUUUGUUUUUAGGAUGUACGUCAAGGGGCUGCAGGCCUACAUCCGCAAGCACGUCGGCCUGGCUCACCAGUUCGAGCGUUUGGUGCAACAGGAUCCCCGCUUUGAAAUCUGCACGGAAGUCACCCUGGGGCUGGUCUGUUUCCGGCUAAAGGGUUCCAACAGGCUGAACGAGGAGCUCCUGGAAAGAAUAAACAGCGCCAAAAAAAUCCACCUGGUUCCCUGUCACCUCAGAGACAAGUUCGUGCUGCGCUUUGCCAUCUGCGCCCGCACCGUGGAAUCUGCCCACGUGCAGCUGGCCUGGGAGCACGUCGCUCAGCUGGCCACCAGCCUCCUGGCCGCCCCCAGGGACUAGAGCCCGGCUGAGAGCUCAAACGUUGAAAAGAAGCGUACCUGACAUCAUGGAACGAGAAGACAGUCAACGUGUGGCUCCGGGGACCCAGGCCCGCCUGCGGCGUCACGCUUCUCCCUGGGACGUUCUCCUGGAGCUUGUGCUCAUGUGUGCUCACUCUCUUACCAAUGAAGAAACAUUACUUGCUGUCUGAAAACUUGAUCCCAGUGCAUGUAGCUUCUAUUCAUUAUUCACUUGUGACUGUUGAUUAAGAAAUCAUGCUCUCGAUGUCACCAGUGGUGGGAGAGGUUUACCGAAAUAUUUUCCAGGAUAUUCUAGGACUGUGGGACUUGAGAUUAUACCUGUGGUCUUUCCAUUGUUCUCUCAUGUGGCUCAAUGCUUAAUAAAUAAUUUGAAGCGCA
Nyctereutes procyonoides (raccoon dog) is the source of this 2038-nucleotide messenger RNA. RefSeq names its product dopa decarboxylase (gene DDC). Gene Ontology annotation, molecular function: pyridoxal phosphate binding; aromatic-L-amino-acid decarboxylase activity. Gene Ontology annotation, biological process: catecholamine metabolic process; amino acid metabolic process; serotonin biosynthetic process. NCBI's taxonomy places the organism in Eukaryota, Metazoa, Chordata, Mammalia, Carnivora, Canidae. The record is from RefSeq and is a predicted model, not a curated record.